This is a messenger RNA of Rhagoletis zephyria (snowberry fruit fly), 760 nucleotides long. RefSeq names its product mitochondrial import inner membrane translocase subunit Tim13. NCBI's taxonomy places the organism in Eukaryota, Metazoa, Arthropoda, Insecta, Diptera, Tephritidae. The record is from RefSeq and is a predicted model, not a curated record.
AACUAUCGAUACUAUCGAUAGUCCCAUCGAUAAUUUGACAACUCUAGGUUGGACUGUCGUGUCUGUUAUAAGAAAUUAAUUAAAUAGUAUUUUUAAGUCGUAUGUAAUCAGUUUCCCUUUUUACCAGCGAAAUGUCAAGUAUGACUAACUUAUCCAGCAAUGAAAAAGGGGAACUUAUUGAGCAAGUUAAGCAACAAAUCGCAGUGGCCAAUGCUCAAGAAUUGUUGACUAAAAUGACAGAAAAAUGUUUCAAAAAAUGUAUUGGCAAGCCGGGCGUCGCAUUGGAUUCCUCAGAGCAGAAAUGCAUUUCGAUGUGUAUGGACAGAUAUAUGGACUCUUGGAAUUUGGUGUCCCGUACAUACAGCAACCGAUUGCAGCGCGAGCAGGGCAAGAUGUAGGAUCGAUUUUAUAUAGAAAAUCUGGUUAUAAGUUUUUUUUAUCAAUACUUUAGAUACAACUUAUCCCGUUAAUAGAAUUAAAAUAUUUUGUAAAAAAUCAUAAAUUGUUAUGCUAAUAUUUCAAACAGCAAUUCUAAUACAUAUUGUACUAACACGAAAGAUAUGUUAAAAAAUGAAAUGUAUCAGGAAAGUAUGAAAAAUAUAGUGGAAUAAAAUUACCUAAUAGGGGCCUUCAUCUAAAGUGAUAAAGGGAUGCAUUGCUUAAAUUUAUCAGUUUAUCCGCAUUCUUUCAUGAAAGCACCUUUGUAAAUAAUUGCACAAAAUUUUUUAUUAUUUAACUUAUCUGGCUAGUUACGUUUAAU